ACCUUUUUUAUUACACGGUAUUAAAAAUUUUAAGGUAUGAGAUUAUCUUAUUAAUUAAUAAUAAUUAUUAAUUACAGCUUUACAUGUUACCUUUUUCAUUACACACCAAGGAAUACAUGGAAAGUUCUUUCAAACUUAAUUUUUACAUAUUUUAAGGUAUCCCAAAAUAUAUUUUUAUAAAUAAUAUCACUAGCAAUUUUUUAUACCCGACAAAAUUUGUGAAUCGUAUAUUCCUUCCACUUAAAUACUGGUAAAAAAUUGUCCCAGUAAACUUUUGCCUUCCUUCCAAAGACCUACUGGUAAACCGCCUCGCCUCCCAAAUAUAUCCCCCGUCUUGGCACUCCGUCUCCGCCCGCUCCACUCUUUCUUUUUUGUUGUUCAUGGUGUUCCUAGAAAUGAGCAGCUGGCGGAGUUUGCUCUUGCGGAUCGGCGAAAAGUGUACCGAGUAUGCCGGGAACCUCGACUCUAAAGAUCAAAUUGAGACUUGUUAUGGUUCGGUUCGCCGGGAAUUAGAGCAUUCUGAAAAAGAUAUUCUGCUGUUUCUUCUCCAGUGCACCGAGCAAUUGCCUCACAAGAUCCCACUCUAUGGUACUCUGGUUGGUUUGCUGAAUUUGGAGAAUGAGGCAUUUGUCAAAAAAUUGGUAGAGACUACUCAAAGCAGCUUGCAGGAUGCUUUGGAUUCUGGAAAUUGCAAUUUGAUCCGAAUAUUGUUGAGGUUUCUGACCGUGUUGAUGUGCAGCAAAGUAAUUCAAUCUAGUUCUUUAGUGGUUGUUUUUGAAACAUUAUUGUCAUCAGCAGCAACUACAGUGGAUGAGGAGAAAGGAAAUCCGUCUUGGCAAGCAUGUGCUGACUUUUACAUAAUGUGUGUUUUAUCAUGUCUUCCAUGGGGUGGAGCUGAGCUUGUAGAGCAAGUUCCUGAUGAGAUUGAAAGAGUAAUGGUUGGCAUUGAAGCUUACUUAAGUAUUCGCAGACGUGUUUCAAACUCAGGUUUUUCCGUCUUUGAGGUCAUUGAUGAUGUUGGCAGUGGUCAAAAUGAAAAGGAUUUCUUAGAGGACCUGUGGGAUAGAGUUCAAGACCUUUCCAAUAAAGAAUGGAAAGUUGAUAGCGUUCCCAGACCACAUCAUUCUUUUGAGGCACAGCUUGUUGCUGGGAAGUCCCAUGAUUUUGGUCCUAUAAGCUGUCCUGAACAACCUGGGACACUCUAUGCGACUUCUCCCGGUAGACAAAGGCAUGAAGCUAAUUUGAUGUAUCCACAGAGGAUUCGGAGACUCAAUAUAUUUCCUGCAAGCAAGUUUGAGGAUAUUCAGCCAAUAGAUCGUUUUGUUGUUGAAGAAUAUUUGUUGGAUGUGCUCUUAUUCCUGAAUGGCUGUCGAAAGGAGUGUACUUCGUACAUGGUUGGACUACCCGUUCCUUUCCGAUAUGAAUACCUUAUGGCAGAGACUAUUUUUUCUCAGCUGCUUCUGUUACCUAAUCCUCCAUUCAAACCAAUUUACUACACAUUGGUCAUCAUUGAUUUAUGCAAGGCUCUUCCAGGGGCGUUUCCUGCUGUGGUUGCAGGAGCUGUACGUUCUCUUUUCGACAAAAUAGCAGAUUUAGAUAUGGAUUGCAGAACACGUCUCCUCUUAUGGUUCUCACAUCAUUUAUCAAACUUCCAGUUUAUAUGGCCAUGGGAGGAAUGGGCUUAUGUGUUAGAUCUCCCAAAAUGGGCUCCACAACGUGUUUUUGUUCAAGAGGUUUUGGAAAGGGAAGUCCGUCUAUCGUAUUGGGACAAAAUUAAACAGAGUAUAGAGAAUGCACCUGCUCUAGAGGAAUUGCUUCCACCCAAAGGAGGGCCAAAUUUUAAAUACAGUGUCGAUGAUGGUACUAAUCACGAAGGACAUGCACUCUCUGUAGAGCUCCGUGGUAUGGUUAAAGGAAGGAAAACUGCCCGUGAAAUUAUAUCUUGGAUGGAUGAGGAUGUAUUUCCAGUCCACAGUUUGGAGACUACUUGCACAGUAGUUAUUCAAACCCUUCUCGACAUUGGUUCAAAAAGCUUUACUCAUCUGAUCACUGUCUUGGAGAGAUAUGGCCAAGUUAUUGCUAAAAUCUGCACUGACGAAGACAAACAAUUUAUGUUGAUAGCUGAACUGUGUUCUUUCUGGAAGAGUAAUGGUCAGAUGACAGCAAUUGCCAUUGAUCGAUUGAUGGGUUACCGGCUUAUCUCUAACUUGGCCAUUGUGAGAUGGGUUUUCUCCAUGGAGAAUGUGGAUCAGUUUCAUACUUCUGACCGCCCCUGGGAGAUUCUAAGAAAUACAGUUAGUAAGACAUACAACCGAAUUUGCGAUUUAAGGAAUGAAAUUUCCACACUCAAGAAAACUCUCAUGCUGGCUGAAGAUGCUGCUUCAAUAUCCCAAUUAGAGUUGGAUGCAUCUGAGUCUAAGCUCACUCUCUUGGAUGGUGUACCUGUUGUUGGUGAAAACCCAGCUAAAAUGAGACGUCUUAAAGCAAAUGCUGAAAAAGCAAGAGAGGAGGAGGUAUCUGCUCGCGAGUCUCUAGAAGCAAAAGAAGCUCUUCUAGCCAGGGCAGUUGAUGAAAAUGAGGCAUUGUUCCUUUGCUUGUACAGAAACUUCUCAUCUGUCUUGGCAGUACCACUUCAUGAUGUAUUUGUAGAUGGAACCUUGCGAUCUUCUGGUCAGGCUCAAGGGAUGAAUAUAGAUCUUGAAGAUUCUUCUGCAAUGGAGGUGGAUGAGGAUAAUGAAAGACAAAAGAAGAGGAUUGCCUACAAUCUUGGUGAAAAAGAGCAAUGGUGUUUGUCAACUCUGGGUUAUCUCAAGGCAUUUACUAGGCAAUACUCUACUGAGAUAUGGCCACUUGUGGAGAAGCUGGAUGCUGUAGUACUGACCAAAGAUGCUCACCCUCUGUUCCGGAAAGCCAUUUAUUCUGGUCUGGGAAGACCUAUGAAUGAAUGACCUUUAACUUUGUUGCAGUUUUGUUUGUUAUUCCUCUGGACAUUCUUUAGGUAAUUUUAUUGUAGCUGCGAAAAGACCGGGAAAAUGCGUUGUACAAUUUCUGAUUCAGUUUAGUCUGCCUGUAUAAGUUGGUUUAACUAUUGUCAUUCAUUGAAGUGAGGAAUUAUAACAUAAUGUAGGAAGUCACUUUUGGCAGUUGCCAACUUGCCAUUGUAGUAGUAGUAGAAGUAGUUGUACUCUCACGAGUUUGCUUCUGUUUUAUUUAUUAAAAUUCUGGCAUUCUG
Cuscuta campestris is the source of this 3232-nucleotide messenger RNA. The record is from the annotation of a GenBank genome assembly. Lineage: Eukaryota; Viridiplantae; Streptophyta; Magnoliopsida; Solanales; Convolvulaceae.